Molecule: messenger RNA, 1611 nt
Organism: Alternaria arbusti
Lineage: Eukaryota; Fungi; Ascomycota; Dothideomycetes; Pleosporales; Pleosporaceae
Exons: 1
Coding region: 1-1611 (536 amino acids)
Source: RefSeq, a predicted model, not a curated record
AUGGCGACGGACGCGAUACCACGGAAUGCACUUGAGCAGCACCAGUCUCUUCUCUUCCGCCUUCCACGAGAGCUACGAGAUGAAAUAUACGAGUAUUACGUCCAAGAGACCAACGGCUAUCACUACGAAUCUAACUCUGGGAAACUUCGAAUGGACAGUGGCGAGCGCAUUAAUCUCGGCCUCCAAUAUGCCUGCAGAAGGACCUUUGCAGAGAUGGAUGGUAUCGCCUUGAGAACCAACACAAUAACCUUCCGUACGACGCUCGAUCUUCCCAGUGUUUCCGAUCAGCUCACGGACUCUGAGAUUUGCGAAUACUAUCUUCUGUGCGGGAGAGACGCGAUACUCCGGCGAAUGCUCGAAUGGUCAGAUCCUCUGGUCACUUCCGAGGUUAUGGAAAAGCUGUGCGAGCGCUGGCCAGGAAACACGACGGUCAGGAAGAUGUGCGGAACCCAGCGAACAGGUGAAUUAAGCAGCAGCAUGCGAUCCGGCACCCUAUGGUCCGCCGACAACACGAUUCCCAUUGAUUACAAUCCGCACUCAACUCAAGCUUUGGAUAUCCUCCGAGAUCUGUUAGAUAUCAUGUCCGCUGAUCCCGAGUUCUGGCUCAUGACCGCAAGUGAGUUCGAUCUUGGGCUGAGGGAAAUCUACGCCCCAAGAGCGGGAGGAUUCGACAUCGAAAGUCGCGCUACUGAAUACACCUCGAAGACACAGCAGCUGCGAGUCCUUGAGUGGGAACCCGAUGAGUGGUGGAUUCCCACCCGCGCCGAUCUUGAUGAGCUGUCCGAAUUCAUACCCAAGGACGAGGAAUGUGGGCCUUUCAGCGCGAUCCACAUAAGAGGAGGAAAUCGAUCUUACUUCUCCGCUGCUGCGGCAGCCACCCAAUUCCUCGGACGUCUCAAUGGAUCGACUCUCAAGCAAAUUCGCAACAUCAUUGUUCUGGAAGACGAGUGCAGCAGGCCGAACCCUACAAACCAUGCAAGAGGCCUUAUCCCAUUCUGCAUUGCCAAUAGCCAGAUCAAAAUCGAAAGGAAGGUCGAUAUCUGGCGCGUAAUGAUCAUGGAGUACGGUAACAUCGAGAUCUACGACUGUGGAGCAGACGGCCUGAUGAGAGAAAUUGGAGCCUGGAUCAGCGAAGCGAAAACCCUCGCCUCUCUCGGAAUGCCGGCAGGCUCCUUCAAUCUGACCAUGCACGGCCCUUCGCCUCGAACAAGUCAACAGAUUUUUGAUGCUGUUGUCAAGGUCGCAACUUGGGAUGAAGGCUCUACAAUAUUGGCAGCAACCACAUUCCCCGAUUACUUCCCCGACAAUGUAGGUGGAGGCUUUGUAGAGAUCAUCAAAGCUAUGAUCAGAGGCGAGAUCCCGGUUACGUUCGAAGCGGAUAUGGGCGAAGUUUGGGAUAUACAAGAACUCUUGGCACAAGAUACCGCUGAUUGGCCUGUGUGGUUCGAAGCUGUUCUACGGAUUCGCGAUCUGGAAGAGCCACAGGAAGGAUGGACACUAGCACGAGAAGAGCGUUUUGGAGUGUGGAAGGACAGGAGCGAGGUGGAGUUCAACCGGAUGGAUCAAUUGGAAGGGUUUGAACUGCUCGUGUUACAGGAUGAUGUUGAGUAG